Lagenorhynchus albirostris (white-beaked dolphin) is the source of this 783-nucleotide messenger RNA. It is a transcript of the gene CCNI2, whose product is annotated as cyclin I family member 2. Gene Ontology annotation, biological process: mitotic cell cycle phase transition; regulation of cyclin-dependent protein serine/threonine kinase activity. Gene Ontology annotation, molecular function: cyclin-dependent protein serine/threonine kinase regulator activity. Lineage: Eukaryota; Metazoa; Chordata; Mammalia; Artiodactyla; Delphinidae. The record is from RefSeq and is a predicted model, not a curated record. The transcript has 5 exons. Gene Ontology annotation, cellular component: cyclin-dependent protein kinase holoenzyme complex; nucleus; cytoplasm. The coding region runs from base 1 to 783 and encodes 260 amino acids.
AUGGCUUCCGGCGGGCGGCCAGCGCCGGAGACGUCCGCCUCGGAGAUAAGAUCCGUCCGGCGUCCAGGUGAGAGUCCGGACGAAAGUCUGGGCGAAACAGUCCUUCGCUGUCUUCUCCCGCCGCCUCCGCGGAACGUCUCUCUCCCCGCGGCGAUACGGAGAAGUUUCCCGGAGGCUUGCCUGCGCGGAGCGGUCAGUCUCCCGGAGCCGUCGUGGACCAGACCCACGCGGGGGGCAAUGCGGCCUCGGUCAGCUGCGCGCCCCGCCCCCGGCGCCGCUCUGGGGCCACCGCCCCCGCCGCCCCUGGUUCCCAGCCGGCCCGUGCUGGUGCCGAGCGACUGGGGAGGCGUUCUGGACGAGCGCCAGCUGGAUGCCCACCUGACCCAGGCCCAGGGCCGCGAGGCGCGCCUGUGGCUGGGGGGCCGAAUCCAGGUGGAGAUUUGCGAAGCUUUCCAGGAAGUCGUGUUGGGGCUCCUGAGAGUUGAGAACAUCUUUGACUUCUCCCAGACCACUUUUAACCUGGCUCUCACUAUCUUCAGCCGCCUCAUAGUUUCAGUAAAGAUAAAAAAGUGUUUACUCCAUUGUGUUACAAUUACUUCCUUGAGACUUGCUGCAAAAGUUAAUGAAGAAGAGGAGUUAAUUCCACGCAUAAAAGACUUCAUAAAGCACUAUGGCUCUGGCUAUUCCCCGAAUGAGCUGCUGAGGAUGGAGCUGGCUAUUUUGGACAAACUUCACUGGGAUCUCUACAGUGGGACACCGCUGGACUUCUUGACCAUAGGUUGA